AAAUGCUAUUAAAUGCUCUUUAUAGUGCUCUGACACAUCCAGUACAGUCAAGCUGGUGUGGCUCUUGCUGAUAAUGGCCUGAGUACACUGUACUUUGACCGUGUCACAGCAGGUUGUUUUAUGUUUCUCUCAGCGAGGAUCAGACUUGAUUGUCUUUGCUUUUACACCGGCUGCUAAAGUUUGUCGCUUUGGAUUUUCUUCCACGUCUGGAUAAACUCUUUGGAUAAGUUAUCAUGUCAACACCUGUACAGGUGGAGCCCAUCAUGGAGAAGAGGUACGGAGGAGUUGGCCGCUGCAAGUGCUCAUUUUGGUUCGCAGUGGCCCACGACAUACUCGGUGUCUUGAUUAUAAUGAUUGGGGUGUUUGGAGGACUGGUUAUCCACGAUCUGUUUGUCUACGGCGGGGCCAUUAUCCUCUUCCUCAGCCUGAUCUGGUGGGUGUUCUGGUACACGGGGAACAUCGACGUGCCGCCGGAGGAGCUGGAGGACAACGUGGGCUUGACGAAGCAGAAGAACCGUGGACUGAGCCGGGUGGUGAGGCGCUUGUCUGAUCGCCUCGCCAGCGGGAUCAGGAACUCCUUCAGAAAGAGCGGCAGGCUGGUUAGACAGGGCCCCCCGGGCGACAACGGAGUUGUAAACGCCGGUGCAGAUGUGUCGCUCUCUACAAUCUACGACGGCACCCUGGCUUCUACUUCAAACGAAUUUGUGAGAGAGACACUGUCAGUGUGAGCUGCUCCACGGCAGAACACAGAGACACUGGACUGCGAUCAUUAUAUUUGCCUUUUGUUGAAAAGGAUUUUGUGUUUGCUCUACCAACAUGCACAAGUAAUGAUUAGGUAACAAUGAAGUGCUGCCCUGACAAGAGCCACAUGAUUGUACCUUGCUGAUAAGAUGCAAACUUUGCACACUAUAACAGUGUUUUUACAUGACACCGAUUAAGAGACAACAGCCUCCUCACUUAUCACUAUUUCUGAUAUUAUUCGCGUCACAGAUUUUGACUGUAAAUAGAAAAUGAAAAGGUAUAUUGAUAAAUGUGUUACGGACAGCCUUUUAUUGUAAAAGAACGGCAGUAGAAGUGUGCUAAACACGAUCAGAGGAAUGAUAUGUGGUUUUUAUGGUUUUUGUAACAAGUUAAAUUUAUAACAUUUACUCAAAUUAAUAUUUUAUGUUAAAAAAGCUUCAAUAUCGUCUCGCAAAAUAAACACAUUGUAGUUUUGAUAACACAGGAAAGUUCCAUGCUUGUUUAUGCGUCAUGAAAGUGAUAAGUCAAGCUAAGUUUAGAUCAUUCAACUAUUUGCUACCAGCUGUCUGGUUUCAGGUCCCCCUGUGUGCUUAUAUGUGUUGCAACAAUCAAUGGCCCUACAUGGUAAAUAAAAUCUAUCACAGAUUGGCUUCAAACUAAGAACUUAGACCUUUUAUAGAGGCACAGACAAUAAAUCAAUAAACCAUGUGACGGGAUGACCCCAAGAAAGCGAUUCAGCCCAGAGUGUGGUUCAACUGAAGCCUUGCAGUUAUGAAGGUACACAAAUUCUUUAACAUUGUGCAGGUCUGACCUUCUGUCAAAGAAGGUUUUGUUACAAAUAUAAGACGACUUAUUAUGACUUUCCACAUUUUUUUUUCCGUAUGUUACAGUUACAGUAGUACAGACGUGGACAAAAUUGUUGGUACCCUUCGGUCAAUGAAAGAAAAACUCACAAUGGUCACAGAAAUAACUUUAAUCUGACAAAAGUAAUAAUAAAUAAAAAUUCUAUAAAUCUUAACCAAUGAAAGUCAGACAUUGCUUUUUCCAACCAUGCUUCAACUGAAUUAUUUAAAAAAUAAAUGCAUGAAACAGGCCUGGACAAAAAUGAUGUUACCCACAACUUUUAUAUAUUUUGUUGCACAACCUUUUGAGGCAAUCGCUGCAACCAAACGAAUCCUGUAACUGUCAGUGAGACUUCUGCACCUCUCAGCAGAUAUUUUGGCCCACUCCUCAUGAGCAAACUGCUCCAGUUGUUUAGGUUUGAAGGGCACCUUUUCAGACUGCAUGUUUCAGCUCCUUCCAAAGAUGCUCAAUAGGAUUGAGGUCAGGGAUCAUAGAAGGCCACUUUAAAAUAGUCCAAUGUUUUCCUCUUAGCCAUUCUUGGGUGUUUUUAGCUGCGCGUUUUGGGUCAUUGUCCUGUUGUAAGACCCAUGACCUGCGACUGAGACCAAGCUUUCUGUCACUGGCCAGCAAAUUUCUCUCCAGAAUCCCUUGAUAAUCUUGAGAUUUCAUUGUACCCCGCACAGAUUCAAGACACCCUGUGCCAGAUGCUGCAAAGCAGCCCCAGAAUAUAACCGAGCCUCCUCCAUGUUUCACAUUUGGGACAGUGUUCUUUUCUUGAUAUGCUUCAUUUUUCCGUCAGUGAAUAUAGAGCUGAUGUGCCUUGGCAAAAAGUUCAAUUUUUGUCUCAUCUGUCCACAGGACAUUGUCCCAGAAGCUCUGUGGCUUGUCAACUGUAGUUUGGCAUAUUCCAGUCUGGCUUUUUUAUGAUUUGUUUUCAACAAUGGUGUCCUCCUCGGUCGUCUCCCAUGUAGCCUACUUUGGCUCAAACAACAACAGAUGGUGCGAACUAACACUGAUGUUCGUUGAGCAUGAAGUUCAGCUUUGAUCUCUUUAGAAGUCUUUCUGGGCUCUUUUGUUACCAUUCGGAUUAUCCGUCUCUUUGAUCUGUCAUCAAUUUUCCUCCUGCAGAUCUUAAAUUUCUGAAUGACACGUGCAACUGUAGUCACAGGAACAUCUAGCUGCUUGGAGAUAGCCUUAUAGCCUUUACCUUUAACAUGCUUGUCUAUGAUUUUCUUUCUAAUCACCUGAGACAACUCUUUCCUUUGCUUCCUCUGGUCCAUGUUAAGUGUGGUACACACCAUGUCACCAAACAACACAGUGACUAUCUGGAGUCCUAUAUAUAGGCCCACUGACUGAUUACAAGAUUGUAGACACCUGUGAUGCUGAUUACUGGACACAUUAUUUUCAUUCUUUUCUAGGGGUACCAUCAUUUGUGUCCAGGCCUGUUUCAUGCAUUUAUUUUUUAAACAAUUCAGUUGAAGCAUGGUUGAAAAGCAAUGUCUGACUUUUACUGGUUAAGAUUUAUAGAAUUUUUAGUUAUUAUUACUUUAGUCA
Molecule: messenger RNA, 3138 nt
Organism: Haplochromis burtoni (Burton's mouthbrooder)
Lineage: Eukaryota; Metazoa; Chordata; Actinopteri; Cichliformes; Cichlidae
Product: transmembrane protein 238-like
Exons: 1
Coding region: 234-728 (164 amino acids)
Source: RefSeq, a predicted model, not a curated record